GUUCAUGUGCUGUUAUUAAAAAUUAUUUAUCGUUCAAUGCAUUUCCCGAUGCAUUAAUUAAUUAUAUUGAAAGGGUGAUAUACUCCAUUUUUUAUACUAUAUGUACAUAAACUUGAAGAAGGACACUUGGCAUAUUAAUAUUGGCUAGCAAGAGAUGAGGAGCAAUCUAAGUGAUCAAGGUUGUGUGGCUGUUUGAACUGAAAUAUACUACGUGUUUGUGUAUGCAAAUUGCAGCAGAGAUUGUACCUAAUAUUACUUAAUAUUGAAGAUUGAAGUGUCUGGUCUCUCAUUUCUGAGUGUGAAAAACACAGAGAAGUACAAUGGCCACCAGCAGCACUGGUUGUAUUACAACCUCUUCAGUUGCCUGUGUUGGCCUCGUGCACAAAGCAUCUCUAUCCCGCCCCUCCUGUCUUCUCGGGUUGCCAACGAAUAUGGGAAAGGUGAAAUGUUCAAUGGAAAGAGAGCAAGUAAAGGAAGAGUCAAAAUUAGGAAUGUGUGGAUCAUUGAUAGCCGCAGCAUGUGCAGCAACUAUGUCAAUUAGCUCACCAGCAAUGGCACUAGUGGAUGAGAGAAUGAGCACAGAAGGAACUGGGCUUCCAUUUGGGUUAAGCAAUAACCUUCUUGGUUGGAUCCUUUUUGGAGUUUUUGGUUUGAUUUGGUCUCUUUACACUGUUUAUACUUCUAGCCUUGAUGAGGAUGAAGAUUCUGGAUUGUCCCUUUGACCUUAUAUUUUAAGUAUAUUCUUAGUUGUGUAAAAUAAUCAACAACAUUAUUCCAUCGUAGUACAUAAGUGAGGUUUGAGAAAAUUUUAUCUCUACUAGGCUCUUUUUGAUUGACAAUUGUGUAAAAUAAUCAUGACUACUGAAUGUAUUGAUGUUGUGUAUCUAUGAACUUCUUGGAAUGCUAA
Messenger RNA from Capsicum annuum, 907 nucleotides. Its product is annotated as photosystem II reaction center W protein, chloroplastic. Lineage: Eukaryota; Viridiplantae; Streptophyta; Magnoliopsida; Solanales; Solanaceae. Gene Ontology annotation, cellular component: photosystem II; chloroplast. Gene Ontology annotation, biological process: photosynthesis. Bases 321 to 722 code for a protein of 133 amino acids. The record is from RefSeq and is a predicted model, not a curated record. The transcript is spliced from 2 exons.